UUGAACUGCGCAGCUCUCGUGUUUGGGGCAUUUUGUGUUGCGUUAAAUCAAACCCAACAUGGCAGACGCCCUGAAUCCUGACGACCUGAAACUAGAAGAAUUCAACGAAGCUGUUGCCUCAGGGCCGGAUGACCAUUUGGACGAUACUACCAACGGCGUGAAAACGGAUGCUGAGGACUCCCAGUCGCAGCCGGAUAAGUAUGACCCGAAAGACAAGUCAAACCGAAGAGGAAAUCGCUUCCAUCCUUACAAAGACAAAUCUGCUGGAGAUAAGAAGGCUCUGCAAAGGAACCGUGUUUUUGUCAGCAACAUACCAUAUGAUGUGAAGUGGCAGGCAAUUAAAGAUCUAAUGAGGGAAAAAGUUGGUGAGGUUACAUACGUGGAGCUCUUUAAGGAUGGAGAAGGAAAGUCAAGGGGUUGUGGUGUGGUGGAGUUUAAAGAUGAAGAAUAUGUGAAAAAGGCAAUUGAAACAAUGAACAAGCAUGAUCUCAGUGGAAGACCACUCUACAUCAAGGAGGACCCUGAUGGCGAACACGCUCGUCGCGUGCUGCAGCGCAUUGGUGGACCACAAGUGGGGCGCAUGCAGGACAUGGGACCUGGAGGCAUCAAUAUCCCCCCUUCCAUCAUGAAUAAUCCCAACAUCCCUCCAGAAAUUAUUCUGGGAUUGCAAGCCGGGCGUCUGGGCAAUACAGUGUUUGUUGCCAAUCUUGAUUUCAAGGUGGGCUGGAAGAAGCUAAAGGAGGUCUUUAGCAUGGCCGGUGUGGUUAAACGUGCCGAUGUGAAAGAGGAUAAAGAUGGAAAGAGUCGUGGGAUGGGAACUGUGACUUUUGAACAGCCUCUCGAGGCUGUGCAGGCGAUAUCCAUGUUCAAUGGGCAGAUGCUAUUUGACCGACCAAUGCAUGUGAAAAUGGAUGAAAAAACUCAACCCCUUGAUGAUUUCCGUUCAGGUGACAAAACACCGCAGCUACCACGUGGCUUAGGUGGUAUUGGAAUGGGACUUGGACCUGGUGGACAGCCCAUAAACGCCAAUCGCUUGAGUGGUGGAGGAAAUAUGAAUUCAGGUGGUCCUGGAGGAAUGGACAGUCCAAAUUUUGGUGGGAUGAUGAGACUCGGAGGAGGAGGAGGAGGAGGAAUGAGUGGAGGUGGCGGCGGCGGUGGUGGUGGUGGCUUCGGCGGCAUGGACAACAUGUCGAACAUGGGUGGUUUUGGAGGCAGAGACAUGGGGGGUGCUGGUAGAAUGGGAGAUAUGUUCCGUUCUGCCAUGGGUGGGAUGGAUCGAGGAUAUGGAGAUUUUGGACAAAUGGGUGACUACUUUGAGCACUUCUUCGCCUUCAUGUGUGGUGGAUUUGGAGGAGGAAUGGGUAAUGGAGGCAUGGGCAACAUGGGCGCUGGCUUAGGUGGGGGAAUGGGCAACAUGUCAAUGGACCGGAUGGGCUCCGGCUUUGACAGGAUGGGUAUGUCAGGGGGCAUGGACAUGAACCGUGGAUUUGGGAACUUCGGAGGCGGUGGAGGGGGCCACAUGGGCGGAGGCUCCAAAGGAGGCUGUCAAAUCUUUGUGCGAAAUCUUUCUUAUGACCUGACCUGGCAAAAGUUAAAGGAGAAGUUUAGUCAAUGUGGCCAUGUGAUGUAUGCGGAGAUCAAGAUGGAGAACGGCAAGUCCAAGGGCUGUGGAACCGUCAGGUUUGACUGUCCAGAGAGCGCAGAGAAAGCCUGCCGGAUGAUGAACGGCACCAAGAUCAACGGCCGAGAGGUGGACGUGCGCCUCGAUCGCAACGCGUGAAACUUUUUUUAGAGCGUGUCAGACACACUUGUACAUUCAGCCCUUCUGCCAGUGAUUUCUUGUUUUGUUUUAAAAACACCACACAUACCAUCCAUGAAGUCUGUCUUUUGUGUUGAUAUUCUUUGCAUUGCUUUUAUUGUUUGUUUUGUAAACCAUUUUUAAUUUGCAGGGCAGUUUAUUUGAACAAAUAAAAGCUUGAUUUUUAAA
This is a messenger RNA of Synchiropus splendidus (mandarinfish), 1987 nucleotides long. RefSeq names its product myelin expression factor 2 (gene myef2). Lineage: Eukaryota; Metazoa; Chordata; Actinopteri; Syngnathiformes; Callionymidae. The transcript is spliced from 17 exons. Gene Ontology annotation, biological process: regulation of mRNA stability involved in response to oxidative stress. The coding region runs from base 59 to 1780 and encodes 573 amino acids. The record is from RefSeq and is a predicted model, not a curated record. Gene Ontology annotation, molecular function: mRNA binding. Gene Ontology annotation, cellular component: nucleus; cytoplasm; post-mRNA release spliceosomal complex.